AUGAGUUCAACACAAUCACUUGAUUCAAUAUUUGAAAUUCUUCAAAUGGACCCACCAAAAUAUACUCCAAUAAUCCCAAAGAGAGAUACCAAGGAUAAUAAUCUUUUAGAUGUAUUAUGUACUGUUAUUAAUAGAUUAAUCACAAAUGGAGAUAAAAUUAAAAACGAUCGUAGAGAAUUCUAUCCACCAAAUAGAAAGCCACCAACAAUUGGUAUCGAUGCAUAUUUAGCACGUUUAUUAAAGUACUCUCCAUGUAGCAAAGAAUGCUUUGUCAUGAGUUUAGUCUACAUCGACCGAUUCCUUACACAAUGUGAUCUUAUUAUUAACUCUAUGAAUAUUCAUCGUAUUGUAAUAACAAGUUUGCUUAUUAGCACCAAAUAUCUGGAUGAUAUAUUCUAUAACAAUGAAUUCUAUAGCCAAGUCGGUGGUAUCUCGCUGCCCGAGAUGAACAAACUCGAAGUAUGUUUCCUCUCGAUGAUGGACUACACCGUAAAUUGCUCACUCGAUGAGUUUGAAAAGUAUUCCCGUGAAGUCGACAAAGUCAAGCGUAGAUUCGAAGAGCAAUCGAGCAAUAUAAUUCCAGUACCACAACUCCAGAAUCCAUUGAUUCCCGCCCAACAACAUUGUCCACCAAAACAAUCACAACAAUCACCGGUUGCUGUCGUACCCAACUUGGCAACCAAUAAUCUUCAUCAAUCUUGUAAUUCUAACGCACCAACACAGUCUUCCAACGGCAACAACACCAACAACAAUUCGAUCAUCUACUCCACCGCCACCUAUUCAUCCAACUCGCAUACUGUACCACAAAGCAGUAGCAGCAGCAGCAGCAACAACACAAAGAUAUAUAUAAACACACAACCAAUGGUGCGUCCACCAUUUGUAAAUAAUCUACCAACCACCACCGCCAACAACAACUCUUUUGUAAAUUCUACCAUCAACACUGCUACUGCCUCUGCAACCGUGGUCAACAAGAACACCGCUGUACUGCCAACCACCAACACAAUUCCAAUCACCACGAGAAGAAGAGGAAGUUGUGACCACAACGCAUCACUCAAUACAAAGGAUAAAUCUUACACAACAGGCUGGGUAGCCUAA
Heterostelium album PN500 is the source of this 1095-nucleotide messenger RNA. Its product is annotated as cyclin family protein. The record is from RefSeq and is a predicted model, not a curated record. Gene Ontology annotation, biological process: regulation of cyclin-dependent protein serine/threonine kinase activity. Bases 1 to 1095 code for a protein of 364 amino acids. Gene Ontology annotation, cellular component: nucleus; cyclin-dependent protein kinase holoenzyme complex. Gene Ontology annotation, molecular function: cyclin-dependent protein serine/threonine kinase regulator activity; protein kinase binding. The transcript has 2 exons. NCBI's taxonomy places the organism in Eukaryota, Evosea, Eumycetozoa, Acytosteliales, Acytosteliaceae.